AUGCAGGCCAGCGUCAAAAACGGUCACGUUCCGGCUGUGACGAGUGUCGCCGGCGCCAUUGGAAAUGCAACGAGGCGAAACCGACAUGCUCUUAUUGUCAGAGUGUUGGCCGUCCCUGCGUUUACUCCCGCAAGCUCUCUUGGGGCGGACGUCAGUUUAAAAAGUCCCGUUUCGGGAGGUGUCUGGAAUCCGGAGGAGCAAAGGCCGUCAGCAUUGAAGCCUCGAGUCGACUUUAUUUAUACAUGUUCGUCGAAAGGGACAGACAAUAUUGCGAGCCGUGAGGGAAGUACAUCUGAACUUGGGCAUGGGACGUGUGAAAGACCACAGGACGAUAACGCGGAUUCGACCCUCUGUCUCGAAAUCCCUGCAACACCUCAUCCACCAACCCCGGCUCUGAUGUUAAGAGAAGAAUCCAAGCCCCUAUUCGACUACUUCAUCAACCGAGUGACCAUAUCAAUUUCCUGCCACAAAGGAAUUCAAGAUGAAAUCUGCUCGGUCAUUGUUCCUAUGGCGAUGCAGGUUCCUCAUCUACUGACCGCCACCCUUGCUCUAGCUGCAGCUCACCGACAUACAUCCGGCCUGUUUGAAGGCGACUGUCAAUUUGAGCUCAUGAAGGGGAGCAGUCUGAUGCAGUUGAGAUCGGCCUUGGACCGGUUCAGCCCGUCCGAGAAUGACAAAGUCCUUGCUACCACACUGCUCUUGUGUCUAGCCGACGUGAUAUCCCCGGCUACGAGCACGUCAUCAUGGAGGCCACAUCUGUACGGUGCUGCGACCCUCUCUGCACAACACAGCCGCUCAAAUGGUGCCAGUCUAUCAUCGAUUUCGAGUUUUCUCAUGAGGAAAUACCGGGCGCUGCAGGCCGUUGCUCUGGCCUGCUGCUCUAAACGGUUCGAGGCGCAGAUACUGACCACGCCCUACAAUGAAGUCGAUGCUCGUAUUGACGACCUAGCCGGGUACUCUACGACCCUGAUGCCGAUCUUAGAGGAGAUCAACGACCUGGAGCCACUACGGGAAGACGGUGGUUCCGAAUUCUCCUGCGACUCCCCUCCUGGGCUACCACAUUUUGAUUGCAGCUCGCCUCUGGAGCACAAAUCACAUUUGCUGUUCGACCGCGUCAGAGCACUAAUGGCGAAAAGGAAGAUGUCACGGACGCAGGGUGGUGGUGGUGGACAUCUUCCAUCAUCCGUAUACCACGACCUAUACCUCGUGGACGAAGCCUACCAUCACAUGGCACUUCUACAGAUCUUUCGCCGUGGAUCCUUGUCCGUCCCUCUGCAGGUGAUUGACAACAGCAGACGCUCAAUCCUGGACUGUCUUGCUGCUGUGACAUAUCAAUCCGGCCCAUGUCCAGGCGUGGCCACGCUGCCACCUCUGUUCGUGGCGGGCACCCUCUGUACGACCAAAUCGGACAGAGACAAGGUGCGCGGCUUGCUGAGGACCAUGUGGAUGCACUAUGGGAUGGGGAACGUGAAGUCUUGUCAGACCGUGUUACAGAGGUGGUGGAAGCACCAGGAUGAGAGUCUCGCCAAGGCCCCUUUUCCAGAGAGGCUGUAUGAUUGUCAAGUCGACGAUGAUGUCCUGCCGUAUUAA
This is a messenger RNA of Fonsecaea pedrosoi CBS 271.37, 1590 nucleotides long. RefSeq lists its product as uncharacterized. The transcript is spliced from 3 exons. The record is from RefSeq and is a predicted model, not a curated record. Bases 1 to 1590 code for a protein of 529 amino acids. Lineage: Eukaryota; Fungi; Ascomycota; Eurotiomycetes; Chaetothyriales; Herpotrichiellaceae. Gene Ontology annotation, biological process: positive regulation of transcription by RNA polymerase II. Gene Ontology annotation, molecular function: transcription cis-regulatory region binding; DNA-binding transcription factor activity. Gene Ontology annotation, cellular component: nucleus.